UGAACGACUACAUUUGCUCUUCCUAGUCGCGAGAGAACGUCGCAAUUGUCCAGUUAACUGCUGAACGUUGAACACGAUGGCUGCCGUCCCACCAACCGCUCAAGUCCCGUCGUGGAUGACGAAAGAGUAUUUCGAUGAAGUUGUGGCCAAAAAGUUUGGCUUGUGCGAAGAUGAUUUCACAAUUGACGCUCUCGACGUUAAGCCGGCCACGGAGGCUGGCGAUAAUUUCGCCUCGAAGCUGUACCGAGUGGCGGUCGGUGUUAGCUGUAAGGAUGGUUCUUCGAAGAAGCUGUCGUUGAUCGUGAAGGCCCUGGUCAAUAUGGGCAUGGCCGAGGAGAUGAUCCAGAUGAUGAAUGUGUUCCCCAAGGAGAAGGAAAUGUACGCGGACAUUAUUCCGGCGUUGGAGCAACUCUACCGGGAGAAGGGAAUCUACGUGGAGUUUGGACCAAAGUGCUACAAGAACGAGACGCGACCAACGGACAGUCUGGUGCUGGAAGACCUCAACGAUCGACAGUUUAGGAUGGUAAACCGGCGCGAAGGACUCGACCUGGAGCACACGAAAGUGGUUCUGAAGAAGUUGGCCCAGUUUCAUGCGGCAUCGGCCGUGCUGUUUGAGCAGAAAGGUCCCUUCAGUGCCGUUUUCGACGAGGGAAUGUACAACGUGAGGUCGAAGGCGAUUUUUGAGGCGCACAUGAGACCGCACAUGGAAACGUCGGUAAAAAUGGUGCGUUUGUGGCCGAAUGGAGAGUACUAUGCUGAGAUUAUGCAAGACUUCUCACUAUCAAUGCUGGACGAACUGAUCAAAAUCAGUCGCGCCAACCCAAACGGCUUCAACGUGCUGAAUCACGGCGACGCAUGGUGCAACAAUCUGCUCUUCCAAUACAAUGCCGACAGCACCAUCGCCACCCUAGUUCCGGUAGACUACCAGAUGUGCGUAUGGGCCUCACCAAGCCUGGAUCUGCUGUACUUUAUCUUUACCUCUGUGCGAGGGGACAUCCGGCUGCCGGAACUGGACAACCUGAUCAAUUUCUACCACCGCAAUCUGACGAACAAUUUGAACUUGCUCGAGUACUCGAAGCCAAUUCCGUCCCUGAAGGAACUCCACCUGGACUUUAUCGAUCACAUCGCGUACGGAUUCGCGGCUUGCUUCGGAGUGCUUCCGAUCUGUCUGAUGGAGAAGACGGAGAAUGCCUCCAUUGAUACGAUGAUGUCGGCUGACGACGCGGGCAGGUUGUUCCGGGAGAAGAUGUUCAGCACACCGGAGUAUGUGCGGCAGAUGACGGAACUGUUGCCGUUCUUCUGCGAGUACGGUGCCUUUGAUAUUCGUCACAGUGGGUACCAAACUCCGAGCGGGGUUUGUAGUGAUUACCUGAACCUGCCCGGUUGGUUCCGGCGGGAGUUCUUCAACGACGUCGUUGAGAAAAAGCUUCACCUGCGAAAUGGGAACUACUACAUCACGAAGCUCGAGGUGAGCAUCGCCACCAGCAAGGGAGACAACUACGGGUCGGUCAUGUAUCGCUGCAAGAUUAACGUUGAGAACAAGGCGAACAAUUCGGAAGAGUCAUUUUCGGUGAUUGUCAAGACCAGGCCAACGGGGAUGGCGGCGGAGUUCAGUGAUGCGCUGAAUCCGUUUGCCAAGGAGAUUGAGAUGUACGAGAAGCUAAUACCGGCCUUUGAAGCACUGUACCUGGACAAAGAUAUUGGUGUGGAGAUUGGACCUCGCUGCUUGAAGACUUGUGAGAAGGUUCCCAGCGAUGUGAUUGUGAUGGAGGAUCUUCGCAGUGUGCGGUACAAACCGGUGAAGCGACAGGACGGGUUGGAUCAGGGACACACGGAGCGGAUUCUGGAGAAGCUAGCCCAGUUUCACGCUGCAUCCGCUAUGUAUGGAGUUCGGAACGGUGGCUUCCCAGAAAUAUUUGCACACGGUCUGUACAAUGAAAAGAACAUGCAAAUGAUGGAGCACAUGUUCACGCCGGCUUACAAUGCUUGUCUCGAGGAACUUAGGCAGCAUGCUUCUACCAAAGAAUACCUGGAAGAUUUGGAGAAGCUGCGUGCAGUUGCGUUCAGCAGAACGAUGGACUGCUUGGUGGUUGACCCUGACGGCUUUAACGUGCUGAACCACGGUGACUUCUGGAUCAACAACACCAUGUUCCAGUACGGUAGUGACGGUUGCUUGGAAGAUGCUGCGCUUGUUGAUUUCCAGAUGUGCUUCUACGGCUCACCGGUGCUGGAUUUGAACUACUUCUUGUUCACUUCGGUUAAGGGGAACAUCAAACUGGCGAAGCUGAACCACUUUAUUCGAUACUAUCACGAGCAGCUGGUGUCCAACUUGACAGUGCUUGGCUACAGCAAACCUCUUCCGACGUUGAAGAAGCUUCAGAUGGACUUUUACGACCGGAUUGUUUACGGUGCCGCCACAAUGUUUGGCGUGAACUCGCUGUGCCACGUCGAGCCCACCGGUGACCUGAACAUGGAGGCCAUGUUUAUGGACAACGAAACCGGUCGACGGUGCCGCAAGGAGAUGUACGGUAACGAACGGUACCUGCGCUCGAUGGAACAACUGCUGCCAUUCUUCCAGAAGAAGGGAGCCUUCGCGGAGGACGCUUCCGUGUGUGCGGUUUCGAAGAAAACAGUUUAAAUAAAGUUUAAAAUCAACAA
This is a messenger RNA of Culex quinquefasciatus (southern house mosquito), 2658 nucleotides long. RefSeq lists its product as uncharacterized. The transcript has 3 exons. NCBI's taxonomy places the organism in Eukaryota, Metazoa, Arthropoda, Insecta, Diptera, Culicidae. The record is from RefSeq and is a predicted model, not a curated record. Bases 77 to 2638 code for a protein of 853 amino acids.